Perca fluviatilis (European perch) is the source of this 1163-nucleotide messenger RNA. RefSeq names its product proline rich Gla (G-carboxyglutamic acid) 2 (gene prrg2). The record is from RefSeq and is a predicted model, not a curated record. Gene Ontology annotation, cellular component: extracellular region. The transcript is spliced from 7 exons. Gene Ontology annotation, molecular function: calcium ion binding. The coding region runs from base 211 to 849 and encodes 212 amino acids. NCBI's taxonomy places the organism in Eukaryota, Metazoa, Chordata, Actinopteri, Perciformes, Percidae.
GUAUGCGGCCCAACAGGUUUGUGAUGUGACGUUUCUCUGGGAAAACACCACAGCCCUCGGUGGCCUGACGGUUUCAACACAAAACGCAGCAUAAGGAAGUCUGAGUAAUGGUGGGGCCUCCGUGUUUCUGAGAAUCUAAAAGAAUAAGUGGCGUUUCUCCCGGAAAGCUUUGACAGACGGGGCAACCUGCAGCCAACAGUUUCUGCUUCAAUGGCAGCCGUGUCAGCUGUGUGGAUUCCCAUGCUGUCCCUGCUGCAGCUGACCCACUGCUCCAUCCUCCACAGACAAGCUCCAGGUAAAAGCACACCUCUCCGUGUUAGUAGACUGACUCCCCGCUCCUUCCUGUCCCGCUCGCUGCUCUACAACCACUUGGACUUUGAGUUGGUGGUGCCUGGCAACCUGGAGAGGGAGUGUGUGGAGGAGGCAUGCAACUAUGAGGAGGCCAGAGAGGUGUUCAGGACGCGCGCAAAGCGCGGGCAGCGCUGCUAUAGUCAAUUAUUUUGGAGCACCUAUACCAACAAUCACGCGCCUACACGCGGGCUGGAUGUGUCCGGCCUGGUGGCGGGGAUCGUGGCUGUCGUGGUGACUGGUGUUAUUGUCACUGUGCUGGGAGUCUACUGCUACAAAUCCAAGAACAAAGGUGGACGCAGGCCAGCCCGAGCUCCGGUGAUGAUGGCAGCAGACGGGGGUCCAUCAGCCCCGGAGAGCGUGCCCCUGGCUGGGAUCAUCGCCCCUGCCCUACCCAGCUACAACGAGGCUCUGAACCGCUCCGGGCAGCACGACGCCCCCCCACCUCCUUAUUCAGGGGGCGCGCCAUCAGAAGCCACCGCUCCCGCAGACAACCAAUGAGAGGCUUGCAUGGGCCUCUUCAUUCUGGUGAUGGGCAGGAUGGUUUGAGUGAACUUUUUGGAAUAUCGCAUGUUUUUGAUAUACUGUAUUUAUUAGUGAAGUGAUGACACAAUCUCAGAAUGGACAGCGCUGACAGUAGGGUCCGCAUAUCGUCUGUCCACUACACAUGAUGCUCUUGCAGUUCGUUUCUCAGGUUGCUCUGUACACACUCUGUUGUGUUUGUAAGGCAGCAAGCAAAAGACAAUUUCAUUCAUAGAGAAUAUUUGUUGUUCAAGAAAACCCAGACAUGUUUUCAAUAAAUGACAUAACAAUAA